ACUAACAUCUAGCCGCAGUAAUACUUGAAAAGUAUUGCGGUCCUCGUUCAGACAUAAUUGAGUUUCUCUCGGCUUUUUUUCUCUCUCUCUCAAACCUUUCAACCAACAAAUCUUUUUCUUUGUACUACUAAAAUCCACAUUCUAACCAAUACACUAAACUCACAAGCAUGGAAUAUACCCAACCUUUUUUAGCUUCUUUCUAGACUCUGAGUUUUGUUUUUUGAUCAAUGAUCAUGUAGUUUUUUAAGGUAGAAGGUAGAUUGAAACAGAGGAAGAAUACAUAUUCUUUCUUGUUUGUUGAAUUCAAAAAUGAGUCUGUCUUUGACUGUAAUGACGUUUAAUCUGCAUGAAGAUCAAUCAGAAGACAGCCCAGAUUCGUGGGAGAAGAGAAGGGAUUUGUGCAUAAGUGUCAUCACUAGUUACUCCCCUAUCAUUCUUUGUACUCAGCAAGGUGUAAAAUCUCAACUGGAUUAUCUUCAGCAGGGCUUGCCAGGUUAUGAUCAGUUUGGGGUAUCAAGAAAAGGGCCUCAGGACACUUCAGACGAACAUUGCACAAUCUUCUAUGACAAGGAGAAGGUAGAGCUGAUUGAAGGUGGAACUUUUUGGUUGUCUGAGUCACCCUCUGUCCCUGGGAGCACAGCAUGGGGUUCUGUAGUUCCAUGUAUUGCAACUUGGGCUACAUUCCAACUUAAAGGAGUUGAGCCACCAGGAUUCUCAUUUCAGGUUGUAAAUACAAACAUGGAUGAGUUCAGUCCUCGUGCUCGUAGACGAAGUGCUUUGCUUACAUGGCAACAUAUUGCAUCCUUACCUCCUAGCUUACCGGUUGUGUACUGUGGAGGAUUUAACACACAGAAGGAAUCGACUACAGGGCGUUUUCUUCUUGGGAGAUCAAGAGAGCAUGGUGUGGUGGGAGACAUGAGGGAUGUGUGGCCCAAUGCCCGGGUGAGGAAAAAUGUUUCCCUUAUCCGCACUUAUCACGGCUUUAAAGGUGACAAGCAGGGAGCUCUUGAAUUCCUUAAGUUGAUUUUCAGAGCGCUCUGCCUCUGCUGGGACCGCCAAACUCAGGAUCUACACAUAGACUGGAUUCUUUUUAGGGGUAGAUCUCUGAUACCUGUUUUAUGUGAAGUGGUCAACGAUAACAUGGAUGGUUAUUACCCAUCCUCACACUAUCCUAUAUUUGCUGAGUUUCUACUUCCACGUACUGUGAGAUUGAUAGAACCACCUACACGUACACAAGAGGAAAACUAGAAUGCUAUUUGUUUAUAAGCUGCACUGUUCUUUUCUUCUUUGAAGCUUCAACAUGUUGUCCUUUCUUAUGGGCAUAUAGGUCUGUCUCAAUUCAGCUGGUGACAUUGUCUUCCCGAAUCUUGUGGCCAGAAGGGGAGGGGCGAAAAAGUGAAGGUAUUUUGAAAUUUGAUUCCAGCUUGUGUGUUUCCAGGUCAUUACUUGAGUUACUUUCUAUUUUCCAUUACGUAGUCCAGGGAAUGGACCAAAAAGGCAGGAGAAAGGGGGCAGAUGUUAGGAAAGAAUGGGCAAUUUUUUGAUUAUUGUGAACCUUUGUUAGUUUUCGGAAAUUCAUUCUUUUGGUUAUGGAAAUGACCUGUUGUCCUAGGUUGAUGACUUCCAGCUCAGGUACCAGGCUCUAUCCUAUCAUCUUAACACUCGGCAUGCAGCUUAUGCAACAGUAUAUGCUGCUUAUUCAAGCUUGAUUGAUAAUAGUUGAUAAAUUAUUCUUGGUCCA
Theobroma cacao (cacao) is the source of this 1741-nucleotide messenger RNA. NCBI's taxonomy places the organism in Eukaryota, Viridiplantae, Streptophyta, Magnoliopsida, Malvales, Malvaceae. The record is from RefSeq and is a predicted model, not a curated record.